Xiphias gladius (swordfish) is the source of this 4247-nucleotide messenger RNA. It is a transcript of the gene fbxo10, whose product is annotated as F-box protein 10. Gene Ontology annotation, molecular function: protein binding. The record is from RefSeq and is a predicted model, not a curated record. The coding region runs from base 363 to 3320 and encodes 985 amino acids. Gene Ontology annotation, biological process: ubiquitin-dependent protein catabolic process; regulation of apoptotic process; protein ubiquitination. NCBI's taxonomy places the organism in Eukaryota, Metazoa, Chordata, Actinopteri, Istiophoriformes, Xiphiidae. The transcript has 11 exons.
UAUGCAGGGUGCGCGUCUUUAACAACAGCGCUAACAUCAGAACUUCUUCCGUCAGGUGAACGCCCACUCCCGGGCAGCGAAACGCGGGGCCAGCUCUCCUGUUUGUCGCGUGGUCUCCUGCCGUAAAUUGGAGGAAAACGUCUGAACUCCGUUUCGAUGGCCGUCACGGAUUGUUAUGAACUCUGGAAGCGGCGAGGGAAAGUCACCGUCGCAGCCAUGUAACGCCAAGGUCUGACGAUGUGCAGGGACAUCCAUGCAACUGCGAAGUGGUAAAAGCGGUUUCCAGUUGCCUGAUGCGCGUGUGACCGAGUUUCCAGGUGCGCCACCCGUCACGGGGCUCUCCGGCCGGUCUCUCUGCUGCCAUGGAGGUGGGCAGCCUCCCCGUGGAGCUGUGGAGGGUUAUCUUGGCCUACCUUCCUCUUCCUGACCUGGGUCGCUGCUGCCAGGUGUGCCGUGCCUGGCGGGAGCUCAUCCUCUCCCUGGAUAACACCCGCUGGAGACAGCUCUGCCUGGGGUGCCCUGAGUGCCGUCAUCCCAACUGGCCCAGUCAGCCCCACCUAGAGCCCCCAUCCUGGAGGGAGGCCCUGAAGCAGCACGCCCUGGCCACCCGCACCUGGACUCAAAAUGGGCCAGAGCUCCAGUCUUCUGCAUGCCUCCUAUUUUUCCGUCGUCGAAAAGACCGCAGGGUUUGGCAUGUGGGGCCUGGAUGCGAGUUUGAGACCCUACGUGGGGCCCUCGGGGUGGUGGGGCCGUAUGACCGUGUGGUUCUCCAUCCAGGCGUAUAUGAGGAGCAGGCUGAGGUGGCGUUGAAGGUGCCGGUGGAGCUGGUUGGGCUGGGCCGAUUGGGCGAGGUGGCCCUCCUGGUGUGUAUGGAGCAGCAGUGCCCCACUGCCAGGCUGUGUAAUCUGGUGUUCAUGCCACCCUGGUUCUCCACUGUGGUCUACAAGACAUCGUGGGGUCACGUCCAGCUAGAUAACUGCAACUUUGAGGGGGCUCAGUUGCAAAUCCGCGGCCCAGGAACCUGCCAGGCUCGCUUCUGCUCCUUCUCACAGGGCAGCUCUGCCCACUUGCUGGGUGUUGUCCUCAGUUUAUUGGACAGCUGUGACUUUUCGGGAAGUGACACAGCUUCAGUGACUGUGGAAGGUCCUCCAGUGUCAGAAAGGAACUGGGCUUGUAAACACUUGGCUGCCCUGGCCAGGACGUUCCCAUCUUGUGGCGUGUCUGGGAAUAACAAUAGCUCUCAGAGAGGCCCUCUGGCUGGCUCCACUGGUGGGCGUCAGCCUCCAGGUAAUAAUGUCAAAAAGGAGCAUGUGAGCUUAGAGGACUGGCAGAGGAUGACUGGGGUAAAUGCAGUGUGUCAGGGCACAGUGAUUGAAGAUGGCUGGAGUGAUUGCGAACAUAGCGAGGGAGAGGAGGAAAGCCGAGAUGGAGAAAAAACCAACAACACCAAAAACCCAUUUACAUUUGAUUACAAAAUUCCAUGUGACAAUCAUGGCCUGUCUCAUUUGCUCAAGCCCCGGCCAGAUGGCUCUCUGCCACUGGCCUCCUCCCCGGAUCCCCCACCUGUGACCCCUGAACCCCUCACCCUUCAGCAGGAACUAGAGAGGGACCCAGAAGCUCAGAUGUUGGCAGCGUCCAGCCUUGGCUGCAUCCUCAGACGCUGCCUCUUCAGGGAAGGGAAGGGUGGUGUGCAUUUGUCUAAUUAUGGACAAGCUCGCCUGGAAGGCAAUGUUUUCCGUGGGCUGAACUACGCCGUCCGCUGCAUCCAGAACUCCACAAUAGUGAUGCUGAGAAACGAGGUGUGUGAGUGCCGUGCGUCAGGUGUGUUCCUGCGUCUCUCAGCUCAGGGCCUCAUUGCAGAAAACAACAUCCACUCAAAUGGAGAGGCGGGGCUGGACAUCCGAAAAGGGGCUAACCCCAUAAUUAUGUGCAACAAAAUACACAGUGGUUUGCGUUCUGGGGUUGUUGUCCUUGGCAAUGGAAAAGGUUCAAUUCGGAGCAACCAGAUCUAUAACAACAAGGAAGCAGGCGUGUAUAUUCUCUUCAGUGGGAAUCCUGUGGUUAGUGGGAAUCACAUCUUCCAGGGCCAGGCAGCAGGGAUUGCUAUAAAUGAGAAUGGCAGAGGAAUGAUAACAGAGAAUGUGAUCAAAGAGAACCAGUGGGGGGGUGUAGACAUCCGCAGAGGUGGUGACCCCAUCUUGAGGAACAACUACAUCUGUUAUGGCUUCUCAGACGGAGUGGUGGUGGGAGAGAGAGGACGUGGACUGAUUGAGGGAAACCAUGUCUACUGUAACAAAGGCUGUGGUGUGUGGGUUAUGUCGUCCAGCCUCCCGCAACUCCUGAGAAACUACAUCACCCAUAACUGUAUGUAUGGGCUGGCGGUGUUCUGCAGGAAAGACCCGGGGAACAUUGAGGCUAGGGAGGGGAACUGGCCAGGGCAGGAAGGGAUUGGUGGAGAAGGGGGGAGCGGGGAAAGAAGAGGAGUAGAAGGAGAAGGCAGAGAAGGGCAAGAGAACUUAAAUGAAGAGGGGGAAUUGUUUGCAUGGGAGAGUGACCUGGACAGCGAGGAUGAGCGCAACUCCGCCCGUCGCUCUAUCAGUGUGGCCCUGGUGGAGAGCAACUGCAUGAGCUACAAUGGAGCGGUUGGUCUGUACGUGAAGAGCAGCGAGCCCCUGAAUGUUUUUGCUAACCUUGUGAACAGUAACCGUGGCACUGGAAUUGCUGUGCUGCAGAGCGGUCAGCUAACCCGACUGGUUACAAACUGCAUCCUUGAAAAUGGUCGAGGAGGUGUUACGGUGGAGAGAGACUGCCGAGUGGAGCUUCGUGGUAAUGGCAUCUAUGAAAACAGUGGCCAUGGUGUCAGUUUCAGUGGCAACGGGCAGAUUGUGGAGAAUGAUGUGGUUGGAAACCGUGGAUAUGGGAUCCAGGUCUCGGGCAGCGCUGAUAUCAAGGUACUGCGAAACCGUGUCCAACCAGCACAGGGCUGUGGCAUUGCUGUGCUAGGGUCUGUAAAAGGUGGUGUCCAUGACAAUCUCUUGUUCCAGGGCCAUCCUGGAAACAAAAAAACGCUGCUACAAAUGGAUCCUGGCAAUGAGAGCUGUCUGUUGCGCAACAACAGUAUUCUAAGGCAUAAUAACAGCUGUACAUCUGCUCCUCCCUGGGUUUUGGAAAACCCUCCUCCUCGUCCGCUGCUCAGCUCCCCCUCUGGCCUCUCCUCAUCCCAGUAUCCUUCCCGACUUGGAAUUUCCAUGACAACCAGGAUCAGCGCCACUGUGGAGAGUGGUUGCCACAGUGGCAGCAUGUUCUGCUCCAUCCUGUGAAUACUGAUGGGCAUCAUGCACUUACAAACCAAUAUGAACGACUUUACCAAGAAGUCAGCAUCUGGUCACUCUUGAACUGGUGUGUUAUUGCACAUUUGGAGCACUCUAAACUUCCUCAGAGAAGACCCUCCAAAAAUGAUGCCAAAUUGUUUGGUUGGAGUAACCACCAAGAAGUAAGAGGCUGCACCGAGUUAUAACCACUAAAGGGGCCAUCCACCUUCCAGUACGUUAGGGUGGCACAUUUUGUAAAUCCGAAAGACUUUUGUAAUUUUAUGAUAAAAUGCCAGUGCACUCAUCUAAUGUGUACUCAAGACGUGAAGCUGGAUUACAAGACAUUGUCACAUCUUAAAAAAUCAUUUUCAUACUAAAGCUUUAACUUAAUCAUGUUCUUUUUUUACAUGCAGAUUUCAUAUUCAUGUACAGGAUUGCUGUAAACUUUGUUGGUUUUGUCAGUUUGCUUCUGAGACUUACUGGUUAGGAAGUGCACAAUUAUAAGUCCUAGGCAGGAGUCAAGGGCAUCAGAGAUGCCAACUUCAGCCAUGCUACAACGUAAGCUGUGCCUUGUUUGACUAUAGGGAAGGAGAUGUCAGUGAGGCGUAUAUGCAAAAGAAACAAAGCCAAACUUAAGCUUCUGCCUCUUGCACAUAGCUGCUCUGUUUCCUGGUGAGUCUGUGUUUUUUGUAUCGUGACCGCACAGACUCACCUGGUAAUAGCUAGUUACAGAGGGAAAAAGAUGUUCAGUGUGCAAUAUAUGAUGUCUACAAAUGUGCCUACAUGUUUUCUGUCUAAGCUAGAUGUUUUCUGUCAUCCAAAAUUUGUUUACAGCUCAUUACUUUUUUUGUAUCAUGCACAGUAAGCAUUAACUAACAAUAUUACGUAUAACUCAAAGUUCACCAUUUUAUUUGUCUACAAAAUGCAUUAAUAAAC